Brassica napus (rape) is the source of this 1136-nucleotide messenger RNA. RefSeq lists its product as uncharacterized. Gene Ontology annotation, cellular component: nucleus; DNA replication factor A complex. Bases 89 to 1069 code for a protein of 326 amino acids. Gene Ontology annotation, molecular function: single-stranded telomeric DNA binding; damaged DNA binding. Gene Ontology annotation, biological process: nucleotide-excision repair; meiotic cell cycle; DNA replication. The transcript is spliced from 6 exons. The record is from RefSeq and is a predicted model, not a curated record. Lineage: Eukaryota; Viridiplantae; Streptophyta; Magnoliopsida; Brassicales; Brassicaceae.
GGGCCCACAGGAGGCCGAGUUGAGGUUCCGGCUGAUUCACUUAUGGGAGGCCCGAAAUCCAAAUACCAAAAUUCUCAUUGGUCAAGAGAUGCUCCUUAUCGACGAAGAGGGAACUGUUAUUCAGGGUUUUGUUCCGGCUGGUCGUGUAGGAACAUUUGAUCUCUCAGCUGGUUCCGUCUAUAAGUUGACCAACUUUUUCGGAUCCAGAAGCAAAAUUCAGUAUCGGGUUGCUGAUCAUAGCGCCACCGUUUCAUUCUCUUGGAAUUCUUCUUUGUCGGUCUUUGAGAAUCCUCCGGUUCUCUUUCCAGUAGAUAGGUUCAGGUUCCACAGCUACGAUGAGUUUAGGGCCAACUGUGACUCCAAGGGUGAUCUUUAUGACUAUGUUGGCCACAUGAAGCUGGUGAAUGGGCAAACUAUCUCUGAACACAUGGUUCUUGACGAAGCUGAUAUAGCAGAGAAACGGCAUCUGUGUGUUCAUGUUCAGGCACUUGACGGACCAGUGAUGAAGCUCUAUCUAUGGGACCAGGCUGCAUCCGACUUCUGCCAGAAAUUCAAAUCGUAUGGAGGGACUCCAAGCGUUCUUCUGGUCACCACAGUGAAUCCUAAGCAUCUUGGAGGAACCCUUGCUAUCACUUCUAUGUCCUCAUCUCGAGUGUUCAUGGAUUCCGACGUCCAGCCUAGCAAGGACUAUCUCGAAUGGUUGAAUUCUAACGCAGAAAUUGCUAAUAGUGUUGCUGCUGAGGUUGUCACUAAGCCGGAGGCAGUGACUCUUGAGGAGCUAUUCACCUACAUCAAGCAAGAAACUUCAAAGGUACAAUAUUUUUUUAUUUUUUUAAUGUUUUUAAAUACGUUUGCAUGUGCAUGGGAACUAAUGAGGUUUAUUUUAAUUUCCACGAUGAAGGUCGCUUGGUUUGAAUGCACGGCAACAAUAGAUGAUGUUGUCCGGGGUUCUCCUUGGUAUUACAUUUCUUGCGGUGGAUGUAAUAGCAAGGCUUUCAAAGGUCAUACCUCUAUGAUUUGCAACAAUAAGAAGUGUUGGAAGACUGAGAUCACAGGCGUUCCUCAGUAAGUGUUGUGAUCAUAGUUGAACUAUGUUUUAUCAGCGCUGAUAGCUAAUCUUGAUUUCUUGUAGGUAC